GCGGCAGCGGCUGAGGCAGCCACGAUGAGCUCGGGCGACGCCGUGUGCACGGGCUGGCUCGUGAAGUCGCCCCCCGAGAGGAAGCUGCAGCGCUAUGCUUGGCGCAAGCGCUGGUUUGUCCUCCGGCGGGGUCGCAUGAGUGGCAAUCCUGAUGUCUUAGAGUACUACCGAAACAAGCACUCCAGCAAGCCUAUCCGUGUAAUAGACCUCAGCGAAUGCACUGUGUGGAAACAUGCAGGUCCUGGCUUCGUCAGGAAGGAAUUUCAGAACAAUUUUGUGUUCAUUGUCAAGACUACUUCCCGUACAUUCUACCUGGUAGCAAAGACUGAAGAAGAAAUGCAGGUGUGGGUACACAGCAUCAGUCAAGUAUGCAAUCUCAGUCACUUGGAAGAUGGUACAGCAGAUUCGGUGGAGAGUCUCUCUCACAUGCCCUCCCCCCUCCACCCAUCCCCUGCCAGUUCGUUUCAUACUGCCCAUGUUGCCAACUCUGCCUUGCCAAAAGAUGACCCAAACAGUAAUACUGUAGCCACUGAGGAAACCAGAAGUGAGUCAGAGUUUCUCUUCCUUCCUGAUUAUCUGAUCCUGUCCAACUGUGAGACUGGAAGACUGCACCAUGCCAGUCUUCCCACCAGAUGUGAUAGCUGGUCAAAUUCAGACCGUUCUUUGGAGCAGACUUCAUUUGAUGAUGUUUUUAUUGAUGGUCUGCAGCCAUUUACUGCUAAUAAUUUGGUCCACCCCCUGCACCAUGGGAAUGGAUCUCAGGAUGUGUCUUCCACAAGGCCCCAGGCUGCUCUAAUCUGGAACAGAGAAAUCAAUGUCCCAUCCAGGAACCACAGGUUUUCUUCACCAUUUCUGGAAUCUUCCUUAAAUACUACAAUUCAUGUAGAAAAAAAGCAAGUUUCCUUACCCAAUGGAGCAAAAGAAGUAAACAUUAUGUCCAACACUCCACCGCCUCGUCCACCUAAGCCAAGUUAUCUCUCUGAACGGCGUCAAAUAGAUCAGCUCUUGUUGACUGGGUACAGCAGUAGCAAGAAGCCAGGGUAUACUAUGGUGCCAAGAAGAAUCUCUCUCUCUGGUUUAGAUCAUGCAGGGUCAUGGAAAGGUGAUGUACAAAGCCAGUCCUUAAGACACCGAGAAAAGCGGCUCAGUUUAAAUCUGCCAUGUAAGUUUUCACCGAUGUAUCCCACAGCUUCACUCAGUGCUGAAGACAGCAGCUAUGUGCCCAUGAGCCCUAAAGACACUACUUCUAGUCUUAGACCCAAUUACUGCCAGGAUGACUACAUCCCAAUGAGUUCAAGCAUGCUGCCAGAGUUACCUGCAGACUUGGAGCCACCUCCAGUGAACAGAGAUCUCAAGCCCCAGAGGAAAUCACGGCCACCUCCCUUGGACCUGAGGAACCUUUCCACCAUUCGAGAACACACAUCUCUAACCAGGACUCAUACUGUGCCUUGCAAUCGAACCAGCUUUCUCUCUCCACAAAGAAAUGGUAUUAAUUCUGCAAGAUUUUUUGCCACUCCUUCCUCCUCCGAAGAAAGCUACAUCCAAAUGGAAGAAUACAGAACAGUCAAUUCUAUGAGUAGUAGUGCUCUUACUUGGACAAAGAAAUUCAGCCUGGAUUAUUUGGCCCUGGACUUCAAUUCAGCAUCAUCAGCCCCUGUGCAGCAGAAACUUCUUCUUUCAGAAGAACAGAGAGUAGACUAUGUCCAAGUGGAUGAGCAGAAGACACAAGCUCUCCAGAGCACCAAGCAGGAGUGGACCGAUGAGAGGCAAUCCAAAGUGUGAGAGUGCAGGGUGGGGAAUAGGAGGCCUUCAGCCUGCAAGUUGGGAAAGCUGCAAAUCCAGGACCGGUGAGGAGUUAAGCUUUCCUUAGGGAAGAAGGAGGCCUGAGGCAUACACAGUCUGCCUAUAAAGGCACAAAAAUAGAACUGGAAUCAGCUGAAUUAUCAUGGCCUGUAGUUCAGUGUCCAAACUGAAGAAGCCCACAAACAUUCCUCUUCUUAAUGAUCUCCUUAGCCCCCCAUUCAUAUCAUCUCUGUACCUACAAUGACACUGAUUUUAAAAUUUUAUUUCACUUUUCCUAUUUCAUUUCUGGCUUUAAUAAAAGUUUUGUAAGAAGGAA
This is a messenger RNA of Mesocricetus auratus (golden hamster), 2119 nucleotides long. RefSeq names its product GRB2 associated binding protein 3 (gene Gab3). The transcript is spliced from 11 exons. NCBI's taxonomy places the organism in Eukaryota, Metazoa, Chordata, Mammalia, Rodentia, Cricetidae. The record is from RefSeq and is a predicted model, not a curated record. Bases 25 to 1782 code for a protein of 585 amino acids.